AGCUACAGUCUGACCGUAAACACAACCAACCCUGAUUUCACAGACUGUUUUCAAGCAACAGUCCUAUCCUGGAUCGCUCCUGUUGUGCUAUGGGUUUCGUCAAUUAUAUAUUUGCCUUAUUUGCUGACGAGGCAAACAAUUCACAGAUGGACGGAUGGAAGCAAGCAACAUUGGUCCAAAUUGAUUACUGGUUUCUCGUUAUGUAUCGUUGGCCUAGUCAGUCUGAUCUAUUUUAUAACCAAACACAAUGUACCAACAGCAGUACACAUAGCUAAUGCAGUAAAUCUUGUCACAUAUAUUUAUGUUGUCUUCCUCAUGCGGAAGGAGUUCCUUGUAGGCGAGCAUUCAUCGGGGACGAUGUUCAUGUUUUGGUUUACAAACGUUAUCACUUCUAUCACUAUACUCAGGUCAAGAAUCAUGCAGUUUAUGGAAUAUGCAGAUGACACAACGGGGCUCAUAUUUGAAAGUAUUGUAAGCUGUCUAGUAUUCCUUGAGUUUGCUCUGCACCUGUUUGCUGAUGUGAAUGCAUUGAAACUUCCAGCCAGUGAGAGAUCUGGAGAGAGACAACCACUACUCACGUCAACUAUAGAUGAACCAAAUACUGAUAAAUUUCUACAUAAUCCAUGUCCAGAACUAAAAGCUUCCUUCCUGUCAAGAGUGUCAUUUUGGUGGAUGACUGGGUUCGUCAUGCUUGGUUACAAAGGCAAGAUGAACGACGAUGCAUUACAUUCCUUACGACCGUGUGAUGAAACUACACGAUGCAUGGGUGCAUUCUUACGAGGAUGGCAGUCGCAACAAAAGCGUGGUGCCGUUACUAGCUCAAAUAAAUCAUCGAGUAAAAGAACAUACAACACUUACAAAUACACAGCGGGAAUUACCGAAGAUGACACGGCAAGUGUCGAAGAUGUGGAUGUUACAUACUCUGACUGCAAACUUCAUAAAGAGCUGUCAGUUAUGAAGGCGCUGUGGAGAGCUUUUGGCUGCUAUUAUUCCUCAAUUGGUAUAUUUGAGCUCUUAAACUCUGUGUUCACCUAUAUUAGACCACUUGUAUUGGAUUUGCUGAUCAGCUUCGUACAGAAUAGAGAUCCAUUUGUAUGGAGAGGUUAUCUCUAUGCUGCUCUUCUGUUUUUGCUGUCAAUUGGAAGAGCUUUAGUGAACCAGCAACAUUUCCUGGGCAAACUUACCACUGGCAUGUGGGUCCGAUCUGCCCUAACAGCAGCUAUUUAUAGAAAGGCAUUAAAACUCUCUAAUAAUUCUCGAAAGAAGUACUCCUUGGGGCAGAUUGUCAACCUAAUGGCCGUAGAUUCUCAGAAAAUAGGCGACGCGUGCAAUUUUCUUCAUUUUCUAUGGUCCGUACCUUUGAAUGUUACUAUUUGUAUGGUGUUGUUAUGGCAGUAUUUGGGCGCGGCCUCGUUAGCAGGUCUUGGCGCAAUGGUGAUCUUGUUCACAACAAACGCAUUAUUGGCAUCAAAGGCCUAUAAAAAAUAUCAGGUUAUCCAAAUGAAACUGAAAGACACUCGUCUAAAGUUGACGAACGAAUUACUAAAUGGAAUUAAGGUGAUUAAGCUAUAUGCGUGGGAGGGGGCGUUCAUGGAUAGAGUAUUAGACGUAAGACAAAAGGAAAUCGUCACAAUCAGAAUAGCAGCCUUCAUCAUGGCUGGUUCCUCAAUAUCAUUCUUCUGCGCACCACUCAUAUUUGCAGUAAUUUCGUUCAGUGCAUACGCAUUAUCGUCUGCAACUCACCUGCUCAAUCCACAGGUUGCAUUCGUCUCACUCUCUCUAGUCAACACUCUAAGCAGACCAAUGACUAUAUUACCAAACGCAAUUGCAGGUUUUGUACAGGCGUAUGUAUCAGUGGGUAGGAUCCAAGCCUUCCUGAACGACGAAGAACUUAGGGAUGAUGUUGUAAGCCAUUCCACAGAUAGACAGAAUGCAGUUUCUGUCGAAGAUGGAACAUUCAGUUGGGAACAGCAAGGAAGUGCAACAUUGACAAAAGUUACAGUCGAUGUUAAACAUAGAGGUCUAACGAUGAUUGUUGGAAAAGUUGGUAGUGGAAAAUCUUCUUUGAUAUCUGCCAUAUUAGGAGAAAUGGAGAAAACAAAUGGCUCUGUUAAUAUUUCUGGAUCUAUAGCGUAUGUUCCUCAAGAAGCCUGGAUCAGGAACGAUACACUGAUCAAUAACAUAUUGUUUGGAAAUGAAAUCGGUCGUAAAACAUAUGAUAAAAUAAUUGAAGCAUGCGCCCUCGGUCCCGAUCUGGAGGCACUUCCGGCAGGAGACAAAACGGAAAUUGGGGAAAAGGGCAUUAAUCUCUCUGGCGGUCAGAAACAGAGGCUGAGCAUUGCCCGUGCAGUCGCUCAAGAUGCAAAUAUUUAUCUACUAGACGAUCCUCUAAGUGCGGUGGACUCACAUGUCGGCAAACACAUUGUCGAGAAAUUAAUAGGACCAAAUGGACUUCUCCAAAACAAGACCAGGAUUCUGGUGACUCACGGUGUAUCUUAUCUCCAUCUGGCCGACCAGAUAGUGGUGAUGAAAGAAGGCAGAGUUUCUGAAAUAGGGACGUAUCAGCAACUGUUGAGCCACAAUGGAGCAUUCGCAGAGUUUUUAAGUAAUUACCUCAAUGAGGAUACAGGAGAAAUCAGCUCAAAUUCAGAAGAAAAUGAAGUCAUCGAAGAUAUAAGAAAACAGAUUUCACUACUCUCUGAAGAAAGUGGAGUUAGUGACAGUGAGCAUAUGCGCAUGCGUGGUGAAGGAAGAAAACGUCGGAGGCCAGGGAAAUCAAGACCAGAUAGCGCGUGUUCGAAUGUGUCACAUGAUUCUAUAAAGUUAGCAAAUACGCAAGGGGAGAAGCUAAAGAUACGUAAAGGACGAAAUUUGAUGGACACUGAAGGUGCAGAGAUUGGAGGAGUAAAAGCUGCAGUAUAUGCCACCUAUAUGAGGGCGUUGGGUCUCUUUCCCGUUCUGAUGGUUGUUGCUAGCUAUAGUGUGUUCGUGGCGUCCGACCUCGGUGGUAAUAUCUGGUUAAGUGAAUGGAGUGAGGACGGGGGUGUGAAUGGAACGACCACUCCUGAACAAACUGAUAUAAGACUUGGCGUAUAUGGCGGUAUUGGUGUUGUUCAGAUGUCAUCAAUUCUAAUCGCAACUCUCGGUCUCGCUUUUGCCGUAACACGGGCAUCGAAAAUCCUUCAUGAGAAGUUGAUUUUAAGGAUUGUGAAAGCACCAAUGGAAUUCUUCGACACAACGCCAUUGGGUAGAAUUCUGAAUAGAUUCAGCCAAGAUAUGAGUCAAGUUGAUACAAAUAUAAGGGGGACGUUGAUGAUGAUUCUAAGAGGGUUGUCCAGUAUUGUCACCACCAUCAUCGCAAUUAGCUACUCAUCGCCAUAUUUUCUUAUAGUCUUCGUACCUCUUUUCAUUUUGUAUAUAUUUAUACAGAGAGUUUAUGUUGCAUGUUCUAAUCAACUGAGAAGAUUAAACUCGAUAAGAACAUCUCCCAUAUAUUCACAUUUUGGCGAAAGUGUCACCGGGGCGUGCUCUAUCCGUGCCUAUAACAUGCAAAGUGCGUUUAUCAAACAAUCGGACAAACUCACAGAUGAUAUGAUGAUGGCAAAGUUUCCCUCAAUUGCUGUUAGCAGAUGGCUCUCUGUGAUGAUUGAAACCAUAGGUAGUUUGAUUGUGUUAUUUGCUGCAUUGUUUGCUGUGUUAGGCAGAGCCACAAUUGGUGCCGGCCUCGUUGGUCUUUCUGUGUCAUAUUCUAUACAAGUAACUGAAAGACUAGCCAUGUUUGUAAGAAACAUGUCUGACAUGGAGUCAAACAUUGUAUCCGUAGAAAGGAUUAGUGAAUACUCGGAAGUGAAAAAUGAGGCGCCAUGGUCAAUUAGAGGAACGAAACCAAGUUCAACAUGGCCUUCCAAAGGAGAGGUGAUAUUUAAAGACUUGAAACUAAGAUAUAGAGCAGGACUAGAUCUGGUCCUGAAAGGCUUAUCAUUCAGCGUAAAAGGUGGAGAAAAGAUUGGUAUAGUUGGACGAACCGGUGCUGGUAAGUCAUCAUUGACACUAGGCCUGUUUCGGAUAAUUGAAGCUGCUGGUGGAACUAUCACGAUAGAUGGCGUAAGAAUCGAUACAAUUGGACUGCACAAUCUCAGGAAUGGACUAACCAUCAUUCCCCAGGACCCUGUGCUGUUCUCAGGUACAUUGCGAACAAAUUUAGAUCCAUUUGAUGAGCAUACAGAUGACGCCCUUUGGUCUGCAUUAGAUCACGCACAUCUAGCUUUAUUUGUUAAGGAACUUCCAAAACAAUUACUACAUGAUUGUUCAGAAGAUGGACAGAAUUUAAGCGUUGGCCAAAAGCAGUUAGUAUGUCUAGCACGAGCUUUAUUAAGGAAAUCAAAAAUUCUCGUCCUGGACGAAGCCACCGCUGCUAUUGACCUAGAGACAGAUGACCUGAUUCAGAACACAAUACGGGAGGAAUUCAAAGAUUGUACAGUGUUCACAAUUGCUCAUCGCCUUAACACAGUCAUGGACUAUGAUCGAAUUCUGGUAUUGGACGAUGGCAAAAUCGUGGAAUUUGAUUCGCCCAGUACAUUACUUAGUCAUACGGACGGGAUUUUGUUCUCUAUGGCGCGGGAUGCUGGAAUUGUUAAAUAACUUAGAAAGACACCCAGUGCAAUAUAAAACACAUGAAUAUAUUAAGCUAUAGGCACGAUGAAGUCGCAUUAAUAAACGAAAAUGUACACUGUAAAGGUUUCUCUUCAUUACUGCCAUCUUUCUGUUGGCCAAGUUCCUAUGAAGAAAAUGAAGCAAUAUAUACUGAAUUUGAUAUAUUUCAGCCUUUGAGUACUGUUAUAGUUUGUGAAUUAUAUUACUUCACAUCAAAUGCUUA
Molecule: messenger RNA, 4876 nt
Organism: Owenia fusiformis
Lineage: Eukaryota; Metazoa; Annelida; Polychaeta; Sabellida; Oweniidae
Source: the annotation of a GenBank genome assembly